GCAGGAGUUGCAAUAUCGAAUAUGAUGAUAUUGAACGAUCGAUACUUGUACUGCUAUCUUGGAAUGGAAGAGCUUCCCGAUACCGGUUGAUACGGUCUAUGAUCUAACAAAAGAUCACAAAAUUAUGACACCUGCUAGAAUCAGUAUAUAAUGCAGUCAGAAGAGUUGAACGAUCUAUACCGCUGGAUCCCAAGUCUCCUUAACAUCUUCAACAGUUUGUGCCGACAUUAGCAAGCUACUCUACAUAUCUUCGUAUCUCUUCCUGCCUGGACCAUGUCAGACAGAAGCUCAUCCACACCGCCUGAGUGGCUGAUGCCUUCAGAGGAAAGGCACAGUGAGUGGACGUCGGCGUCCCUCGACGUUCUCGAAGAAACGAUCGCAAAUUUGAUUGAGAGACUUACCAACAAAACCCAGCCUGACAAGAUCCAGAAAAUCAAUCGCAUACAGGAGGAAGAGGACGAGUUUGGACAGUAUCAUAUGCCACUCUCCAAUCCUGACGACAUACCCCUACAGCGAGAGAUCAACGCGCAAUGGGAUACGGUCCGCACUUGUCUCCUACCGAACGGUCAGGACGAGGGGUUUCUCCAUGAGAGAUUGCAGACCAUUCUGACAAAGAUGCGUGCGCGGGGUAGCGAUCUUCUGGGAGAUGGUACCGAAAUAGAGCAGCUUAUCUUCAUAUGGUAUGCUGUUGUCUGUCUACUGCAAGAUAUCAAUGCUGAAAAUUAUCUCCAUGGGAGAGAUGGCGAUGAUGACAUUAACUAUGACAAGGCUUCACCAUUUUACAAAUACCCAGAUGUUUCUCUAUUCAGCAAGAUCGAUGGCGCAUGGGCGGCUUUGGAUCGCGGAAUUAUGAAUCUUCUGAGCGGGAUAAACGCAGAGAGGAGCCCGGCAGAACUCCCCGGCUGGAACCGCAUGGCUACUCAUUUCCAUCGCGGGUCUGUACUGGCGGACCUCGUGUACUGGAACCCAGACGAAGAGUUUGAUCGAGACACCCAUCACAUGAACAUUAUGGCGGAACCGAUGAACAACACACUUGGUCCACGAUCUCGUCUAUGCUACGAACUUAUUGUUGCCUAUGAGUGGCGUGGCUACUAUCCAGAUAGGAAGAUGAACACCAUCCGCCUCCUGGAAGCGAAACUUGACUCCGGUAAAGAUGCAAAUUCUGACAAGGUGAGCUCGCUUAGUAGCACACCAGAGUCUCUUGAUCUCUCGGAAGGAUCGCCGCCAUCAGUAGCAGAGGAGGAGGAGGAGUGAUGCUGUAUGACAUUCUCUGUCUGCUGAAAGCUGUGCUGGUCAAAGUUUCAGACAAACAGAUAUUCAAAAUGGACGAGGAACGUCUGCUAGCUCAGACCUAAAGCUAGCUUUAGGAGUUUCGAUACUAUUUGAGGAGACAUGAUGUUAUCAAAAUUCGAUGCUUGAGCACAUCAUCUUGGAGCUAACAUGGAGUGAAUCUUCGUAAAGUAUGUGCUAGAAGCUAUAUCUGGCAGGUAGCCAACAGAACAAAAUCCCGCAGUCCCGUAGUGGAGUUUCUUCCCACGGACUGUUUCGCAAGGGAGAACGACACCUAAAAACAUUGACACUCUAUUUCAUAACAUAGCCAGGAGGUUAGAACGCUCAAAGUAUGAAAUAUAACAUGAUUUCGACAGUCAAUUGACUAAGAUAUGACCGUA
Pseudovirgaria hyperparasitica is the source of this 1670-nucleotide messenger RNA. RefSeq lists its product as uncharacterized. The transcript has 2 exons. The record is from RefSeq and is a predicted model, not a curated record. Bases 274 to 1254 code for a protein of 326 amino acids. Lineage: Eukaryota; Fungi; Ascomycota; Dothideomycetes; Acrospermales; Acrospermaceae.